AUGUCAUCAAGUAGUUAUCUUAUAACAUGGCUAAUUAUUGUAUCAGUUGCUAAUGCUGUAAAUGUCUCGUAUAAUCGGCCAGAACUAUGUCCCAAUGCAACAUGGGAUCUAAAUGGAACCACUAUCGCUGGCGUGGAUAUUAUUGGAGAACAGCCUCAUAGAUUUUUCAUAAAUUACAACAAUAACAUAUAUGUUGCUGCUGGCAAAAGAAAAACGAUUUUGAAAUGGCUUGAAGGAAAUAAUGAAUCAGAAGUUAUUGCAGACACUACGGUGUCUAAGUACUCAAGUCUAUUUGUUACCAUCAAUGGUGAUAUUUACUUUGAAAAAGAAGGUGAAAAAGGUCAGAUUUACAAAUGGAUAAACUCUACAAAUCACAGUACACCUGUCGCAGAUUUCGAGGGACAUUGCCACGGUCUUUUUAUUGAUAUUAACAAUACUAUCUAUUGUUCUGUUCAUGAUCAAAGCAAAGUGAUCUCAACUUCACUUAAUGAUAAUUAUACAAAUUUCACUAUUGUUGCAGGAAGCGAUCGUGCCGGAUCAUCGUCACAUGAACUUAGAGAUCCACAUGGAAUUUUUGUCGACAUUAAUUUUACUAUAUAUGUAGCCGAUACUGGAAACGGCAGAAUUCAACGUUUUCGAUCAGGACAGAAGAAUGGAACAACAGUUGCAGGAUGUGGAUUUCCACGAAACCUUGAGUUACGUCGCCCGAUAGAUGUGGUGCUUGAUGCUAAUGAUAAUCUUUUUAUUGUUGAACAUGACCACAAUCGUAUUGUUCGGGUAGGACCAAGCGAUUUUCAACAUAUACUAGGGUACAAAGGACCGAACAAAGAAUCGCCAGUCGAGUUAAAUCGCCCGUACUCAAUUCGUUUUGAUAGCUCUGGUAAUAUUUAUGUUGCUGAUACAGAUAGCCAUCGAAUUCAGAAAUUUACUCUUGCAACAAACUCUUGUGAAUCGACAACGAAUGUUUCAUCAACUUUCGAAUCGAUAACAACUUCUUCAUGUUUCACUCAAGCAGAAAGUCCAGAUCAAACAACGACCACCAUACAAGAACAAACAACAACAGUUUCAAAUGCACCGAUCAAUACGUAUCUUUCAAUAGAAGAAAUAGUCACAACUACUUCUUCAAAUUCCACUCAAACAGAAAAUCUAACAACGACCACCAUAACAGAUCCAACAACAACAGUUUCAAAUGCACUAACAAAUACGUAUGGUUCAACAGAAGAAAUAGGCACAACUACUUCUCUACAAUCAUAUGAACAGUUGCCGAACAUUUUUUAUCCACACGCAUGUGAAGAUUCAACAGAAAUCGGUAGCCAUUGUAAUGUGUCAAACGCACCAUGUAAUCAACUUCAGCCAUGUCUAAAUAAUGGAACUUGUUAUAACAAUGAUACAAAUGUUGAUAGAUACUUUUGCUUAUGUCUAGAAGGUUUUAAUGGUACCGAAUGUCAAUUAGACUUUCGAGUUUGUAAAUCAGAUACUUGUUUUAACGAUGGUACUUGUCUGACACUUAAUGCAACAUUUAAUUGUUCAUGUAAAUCUGGUUGGGAAGGUAAACAUUGUGAACACAAAAUAAGUCACUGUUUGAAUGUUACUUGUGAAAAUAAUGGUAUUUGUCGACCAUUAUUACUCAAUUAUACAUGUGAAUGUCUUGGUAAUUUUUAUUCCGGUCGACACUGUGAAAUAACUGCCACUAAAAUUAUAAUUUAUAAAAUAAUUUCGAAAUCAUUUGCAUAUAUUGCAAUUAUUGCUAUGGUUAGUGUUAUGAUAUUUAUUAUAGUUAUGGAUGUAUUAAAAUAUUUUUUUGGAAUUGAUCUAACACGUGAAGAGCGAGAACAAAUUCGACGAAAGAAACACAAGAAGAAACGUAAUCGUCCUACUGGACAACUUAUACUUAUAAAAGCACCAGGAAUUGCAGACAAAGUUGAAACAAAAGAAGAGACAGUUGUUUAG
Adineta steineri is the source of this 1950-nucleotide messenger RNA. Lineage: Eukaryota; Metazoa; Rotifera; Eurotatoria; Adinetida; Adinetidae. The record is from the annotation of a GenBank genome assembly.